ACUAUGAUGCUUUUGUUUGUUCUUGCUGAGAGUUGAUGCUUUGAUGCUUAUUGUAUAAAACUGUGAUGCUUAUUGUAUAAAACUAUGAUGCUUUUGUUUGUUCUUGCUGAGAGUUAAUGCUUUGAUGCUUAUUGUAUAAAACUGUGAUUCUUAUUGUAUAAAACUGUGAUGCUUUUUGUUUGUUCUUGCUGAGAGUUGAUGCUUUGAUGCUUAUUGUAUAAAACUGUGAUGCUUAUUGACAAAACUAUGAUGCUUUUGUUUGUUCUUGCUGAGAAUUGCUUUUUUUUGUAUAAAAUUGCUGAGAGUUAUGCUUUUUCAAAAAACUUUGAUGCUUUUUUUGUAUAAAACUGUGAUGCUUAUUGUACAAAACUAUGAUGCUUUUUGUUUGUUCUUGCUGAGAGUUGAUGCUUUGAUGCUUAUUGUAUAAAACUGUGAUUCUUAUUGUAUAAAACUGUGAUGCUUUUGUUUGUUCUUGCUGAGAGUUGAUGCUUUGAUGCUUAUUGUAUAAAACUGUGAUGCUUAUUGUAUAAAACUAUGAUGCUUUUGUUUGUUCUUGCUGAGAGUUAAUGCUUUGAUGCUUAUUGUAUAAAACUGUGAUUCUUAUUGUAUAAAACUGUGAUGCUUUUUGUUUGUUCUUGCUGAGAGUUGAUGCUUUGAUGCUUAUUGUAUAAAACUGUGAUGCUUAUUGACAAAACUAUGAUGCUUUUGUUUGUUCUUGCUGAGAGUUGAUGCUUUGAUGCUUAUUGUAUAAAACUGUGAUGCUUAUUGUAUAAAACUAUGAUGCUUUUGUUUGUUCUUGCUGAGAGUUAAUGCUUUGAUGCUUAUUGUAUAAAACUGUGAUUCUUAUUGUAUAAAACUUUGAUGCUUUUCUUGCUGAUUUUCUUGCAAUUUCUUGAAUUGCUUUUUUUUGUAUAAAAUUGCUGAGAGUUAUGCUUUUUCAAAAAACUUUGAUGCUUUUUUUGUAUAAAACUGUGAUUCUUUGAUGCUUUGAUGCUUUGAUGCUUUUAUACAACGAUCACAGUUUUUCUUGCAAUUUCCUGAAUGAUCAACCACGAAUUAGGGCAUCCCAACGAUUGUUCUUGCUGAGAGUUGAUGCUUUGAUGCUUAUUGUAUAAAACUGUGAUUCUUAUUGUAUAAAACUGUGAUGCUUUUGUUUGUUCUUGCUGAGAGUUCAUGCUUUGAUGCUUAUUGAUAAAACUGUGAUUCUUAUUGUAUAAAACUGUGAUGCUUUUGUUUGUUCUUGCUGAGAGUUGAUGCUUUGAUGCUUAUUGUAUAAAACUGUGAUGCUUAUUGUACAAAAAUGUGAUGCUUUUGUUUGUUCUUGCUGAGAGUUGAUGCUUUGAUGCUUAUUGUAUAAAACUGUGAUUCUUAUUGUAUAAAACUGUGAUGCUUUUUGUUUGUUCUUGCUGAGAGUUGAUGCUUUGAUGCUUAUUGUAUAAAACUGUGAUGCUUAUUGUACAAAAAUGUGAUGCUUUUGUUUGUUUGAUGCUUUUUUGUAUAAAACUGUGAUGCUUUUUCAAAAAACUUUGAAAAACUAUGAUGCUUUUGUUUGUUUGUUUGAAAAACUUUCAAACUGUGCUGCAUAAAACUAUGAUGCUUUUGUUUGUUUGAUGCUUUUCUAUUUCAAACUGUGCUGCUUUUUCAUAAAACUUUGAUGCUUAUUGUAUAAAACUGUGAUGUUCUUGUUUGUAUGCUUUCUAUUUCAAAUCUGUGUUGUUGCAUUUAUUCAACACAAAAUACAAUACAUGAUACACUACCAUUUCAUAUACAAUACAAAAUGCAUAAAGUAAUACAUUUCAUAUGCUUUCUGUGAUUUUUAUACACGAGUUGUUCUUUCGAUUUAUACACAAGUUUUUUAUUUUUGUUUAUUAGAAAUAUGGUAGUUACUCGAAAUUCUGCACAAGUUGAAGAACCAAUAAUAGCAGAUCCUCAAGGUAUGCCAAGUACACGAGGGAAAAGAAUAAAAAUUGUUGCCUCAAAAAAGAAAAGUGUUGAAGUAGCUACAAGAGUAGAAGAAAAUCAUGAAGAGGAACAACCUGUCCCGAAAACAAAAAAAUCUGUUGCUUCCAAAAAGAAACAGUUUAGAAAAGGCUUGGAGAGAUGCCAAACAAAAAAUUUGAAAAACAUUCCUUCAUGUCUAGCCAUAUUAGAAAUUUGCUUUUACCAUCGAGUUAGCUCUCUAGGUAUUUUUCCAUCAUCAAGGUUGCCCUUAAUCCAACAUUGGACUUUUGAGACUUUGAAAAAAAGGGCACAACUUGAGUUGAAGUCUAGAUCCUUUGGACUGGGUGAUUUCGAUGGAGACACAUACCCAGUUUCAAAGAAAUUAAGAAAAAAAAUGCAUGAUGAUGAGGUGGAGCUAGAAGAAAAUGGGAUGUAUCUCAAGAUCCCUAUUCCCGAUGGCUUGUUGGCAUCUUCUGAUCAAAAAAUUCAUGAUACAGCUGGUGAUGAGCUAAUGGCAGAAGUUAGCAAGAUGAAGAGGAACAUGGAAAUUGUUACUCAAUAUCAUAUAUCAAGACUGUUGAAGUUAAAGGAAAAAGGCAAUCAAGCACAAGAUGUCGGACAAUCAUCAAACUCUCCAACACUAUCACAAUGGUAUUCAGACCCAAAAGUGAUGGAGGAGAUUGAUGAGAUUAUGAACAGGAUAAGAGUUGUUAAAAGACGAACAGCUGACAUCGACUUACCAAGCUUUGACCUGGGAAUAUCAGAUCUCGAGAAAACACCUUCACCAGCACCGAAAUUGAUUGCCAAGAAGAGAGGAAAGAAGAAAAUUUGAGAUACAUCUUUUGAUUCCAUGACAAAACUGGGAUGAUUCAAAAAGCAGAAAGCAUUUGUAAUUGUGAAGAAAACUGUGAUGAUUCCAUGACAAAACUGUGAUGAUUCAAAUUGUGAUGAGUUUUGUUUUUGACUCAAACUGUGAUACUGUGUUUUGGUAAUUGUUUAUUUGCCACUGAAUGGAAUUCUACCUCCCUGCAUUUGUACAUUUCUUUUUUGUUUAUAUAUAUUUCUUUCAUUAUUACAAAAAUUUACCUCUACAAAUUAAUUAUAC
Molecule: messenger RNA, 3046 nt
Organism: Amaranthus tricolor (Joseph's coat)
Lineage: Eukaryota; Viridiplantae; Streptophyta; Magnoliopsida; Caryophyllales; Amaranthaceae
Exons: 4
Coding region: 1877-2773 (298 amino acids)
Source: RefSeq, a predicted model, not a curated record